AUGGAAGUCUGGUGCCUUGUCGUCAAUCACGAUAACAGGCCUACUGGAGAGCCACUCCAGGUUGGGAUAUCUUCUGAGACCAAUGUUGCUGGCUUGAAGGAGAAGGUCAAGGAUAAGGUGUCGCCUCGCCUUGAUGACACUGCUGCAUUUGAGCUUGAAGAGCUAGUCAGCAAGGCAUUCUCUAAUAGGGGGGUUAAAAAACUCCGUCUGAGGCAGGUAAUAGAACACUUGAUCAAUCCAGAUCGAGGUGCAGUGUCAGAUGGGGAGCCACUGUCAAAUGGAGAGGCACUGCUUGUCAUGUUGCCCAGCCAAAAGCCACAGACAGAGGACGACAGUGAGCAUUCAACACAUUUGUUUCCCCCUCAAGCUCGUCUUUAG
This is a messenger RNA of Cantharellus anzutake, 378 nucleotides long. RefSeq lists its product as uncharacterized. The record is from RefSeq and is a predicted model, not a curated record. The transcript is spliced from 3 exons. Bases 1 to 378 code for a protein of 125 amino acids. NCBI's taxonomy places the organism in Eukaryota, Fungi, Basidiomycota, Agaricomycetes, Cantharellales, Hydnaceae.